GACUUGGUGGUACGGCAUAUCCACAAGCAGUGCAGAUCGCGCGGCUGGGUGAGUGAUGCGUCGUGCACAGGUGUGACAGUUCGUACUGCGGGCGAGUCAUUCUUGUCCUUCCCACAGGUCAACGAGGAGGAGACUGAGCGUAUCGACCUCGCCAAGAUGGCACAACAACUCAAAUGCGAGGUGCUCAUUGUCGCCAAGACGCGCUUGUUCUCGCGCAUCAUCUCACAGCUUGUGCCAACGGCCGAAAUGAUGCGUGUCGACGACGACAUCAACUUGCAGAUCGUCGACACCAUCGAGGACAUUGACAAGAUCCGUCACGGUCACUUUGCCGCGCUUGUACGGGAGCCUGGACUUUUGCUCGUCUGGAGCAAUGUCGUGGCUGCUGUCGUACCUCACGCAGAGCGUAUUGAGGAAAGACUUGUACACACUCUCUGGGACAACAACACAAAGAAGGCCCUUUUGCCUACUGUGGUGGAGACUUCGAAUGAAGUGGAGGACAUUGACCUUGAGGCCGCCAAGGAUAUUGACGAGCGCCCCAAUCUUGUCAUCGUCUCAGCACUGAUUGCUGGUGCCAUCAUCCUGCUUGCAUGGUUCGUUGCUGUCAACAUCAAGAAGCUUGUCAUUGAAAUUCGCGUCGAUGGCAACAUGACCCGACUCGCACUUUUGGCAUAUGUCCCUUUCACCUACCUGUGGACUUCCUUCUUCGCCAUCGUACUUACUGGCUUCCUCUUCCAAGUGUUUGGACCCAUCUCUCAGAUGAGCAGUAAUUCCCGCUUCUACUCGGCUUUGCCUCCCAAGCGCCUGACAGAGAACUUGCCAGAUAUCACCAUUCAGUGCCCAGUGUACAAGGAAUCGCUCGACCAGGUCAUUAUGCCUACUGUUGCAUCGCUCAAGAUGGCAGUUGCCACUUACGAAUCCCAGGGUGGCCGCGCCUUCUUGUUCUUCAACGACGAUGGAAUGCAAUUGUUGGACGAAGAAGAGAGAGAGGCUCGUCAGAAGUUCUACCUUGCCAAUGACAUCGCUUGGGUUGCUCGCCCUGCUCACGGCAAGGACGGUUUCGUUCGUGCUGGACGUUUCAAGAAGGCCUCGAAUAUGAACUACUGUCUGAACCUGUCUAUGUUGGUCGAGGAUGAGAUGGAUGCGCAAGAGGAUUCUGGGCGUGUGCUCGACGCCGAGGCUGCUCUUGCCGUCGCUCUAGAGAAGUCUGAGUCAUUCGGUCCGCGUGCCGAAGGUGCCGGUGAUAUCCGUAUUGGCGAGCUCAUCCUCCUCAUCGACUCUGACACUCGUGUGCCUACAGACUGCCUCAUCGACGCUGCUUCCGAAUUUGCCCUGUCUCCUUCCCUUGGUAUCCUUCAACAUGCUUCUGGUGUCAUGCAAGUCACGCACGACUUUUGGGAGAACGGCAUCACACACUUCACCAACGGUAUUUACUUCGCUAUUCGCUAUGCUUGCGCCUCCGGCGAUGCAUCGCCCUUUGUUGGCCACAACGCUUUUUUGAGAUGGGCUGCUAUCCAGGAGAUUGCUCACGAGACCAAGCAAGGCUUGCAGCAAUGGUGGUCUGAGGAGCAUGUGUCUGAAGAUUUCGAAAUGUCGCUUAAGAUUCAGAUGAAGGGUUACAUUGUCAGACUGGCGGCUUACUCCAACGGCGAGUUCAAGGAAGGUGUCUCUCUCACUGUGUACGACGAGCUUGCCCGUUGGCAGAAGUAUGCCUAUGGCUGUUCCGAGUUGGUGUUCAACCCUUUCAAGGACUGGUUCCGCAAGGGACCCAUUACACCCAUCUUCCGUCUCUUCCUGCGCUCCAAUAUGAAGUCAUUUGCAAAGUUCACCAUGAUGGCAUACAUUGCCACCUACUAUGCUAUUGCUGUCGGAGCUGGAUUGACGAUCAUCAACUACUUCGUCAUGGGUUGGUUCUCUUCGACUGUUGACCAGUUCUAUGUGCAGAGUUUCGACCUUUUCGUGCCCAUCAUCAUUGUCUUCAAUGUUGUCUGGCCGUUCGUCAAUGCAUUCCUGCGUUUCCGUGUCAAGGAGGCCAGCUUCUUCAAGGCAUUGCUCGAGAACUACAAAUGGGGAAUGAUGAUGUCUGUCUUCAUGGGCGGUUUGUCGAUACAUCUUACCACGGCUCUUCUUUCUCAUCUCUUCUCCAUCAACGUCAAUUGGGGCGCCACCAGCAAGACGCUGGAGAACUCUUCCUUCUCUCGCGAGAUUCCAAAGAUUUGGAAGCAGUUCCGAUGGAUGUAUUUGUUCCUAUUCAUUCUGGUGGCGAUGAUGAUUGCCAUUGCCUUUGGUGUGCCAGAGGACUGGAAGAUUACUGGUCUUGUGCCAACCAUCUGUCUAGCUUGGCUCAUCGUCACACACGCCCUUUUGCCUGUUGCUUUGAACCCU
Protomyces lactucae-debilis is the source of this 2382-nucleotide messenger RNA. RefSeq names its product glycosyl transferase family group 2-domain-containing protein. The annotation marks the transcript as partial. NCBI's taxonomy places the organism in Eukaryota, Fungi, Ascomycota, Taphrinomycetes, Taphrinales, Protomycetaceae. The record is from RefSeq and is a predicted model, not a curated record. The transcript has a single exon.